Messenger RNA from Pipistrellus nathusii (Nathusius's pipistrelle), 1026 nucleotides. NCBI's taxonomy places the organism in Eukaryota, Metazoa, Chordata, Mammalia, Chiroptera, Vespertilionidae. The record is from the annotation of a GenBank genome assembly.
AUGGACGGGCCCCUGACUCCCCGGGAGUCCGCCAAGUUCAUCGCUGAAAACAGUCAGGACGUGUCCAUCGACGGCGGGGGCGUGCGGAGGGUGGCCGAGCUGCUGCUCGCCAAGGCGGCGGGGCCCGAGCUGCGCCUGGGCGGCUGGAAGGCCCUCCACGAGCUGAACCCCAGGGCCGCCGACGAGGCCGCGGUCAACUGGGUGUUCGUGGCCGACACGCUCAACUUCUCCUUCUGGUCGGAGCGUGAGGAGCGCAAGUGCCUGGUGGGCUUCAGGGGCAGGACGUACAGCGGGUACUGGUCCCUGUGCGCCGCCAUCAACAGAGCCCUGGACGAAGGGAUACCAAUAACUACUGCUUCGUACUAUGCCACAGUGUCCCUGGAUCAAGUUCGGCAUAUUCUUCGAUCUGACACGGAUGUUCCCAUGCCUUUGAUAGAAGAGAGGCAUCGGAUUCUCAAUGAAACCGGGAAAAUCUUGCUUGAGAAAUUUGAAGGCUCUUUUCUUAAUUGUGUCCGAAAAAGUGAAAAAAGUGCACAGAAGUUAAUGCAUCUGGUAGUUGAAAACUUUCCCUCUUACAGAGAUGUGACUGAGUUUGAGGGGAAAAGAAUUUCUUUUUACAAACGGGCCCAAAUCCUUGUGGCAGAUACGUGGAGUGUGUUGGAGGGAGAAGGGGACGGCUGCUUUAAGGACAUCUCCAGUAUCACCAUGUUUGCUGACUAUAGAUUGCCCCAGGUGCUUGUUCACCUGGGAGCCCUGAAGUACUCGGAAGAACUCCUGGAGAAGCUUCUCAAAGGAGAAAUGCUCUCGUAUGGGAGUAGGCAAGAAGUAGAAAUCAGAGGGUGCUCGCUUUGGUGUGUUGAGCUGAUCCGGGAUUGUCUUCUGGAGCUUAUUGAAAAAAAGGGUGAAAAAAUGAGUGAAGAGAUCAAUUCCAUUCUUCUGGACUAUUACUUAUGGGACUAUGCACGUGAUCACAGGGACGAUAUGAAAGGAAUUCCAUUUCAUCGAACACGUUGCAUAUAUUAUUGA